CAUUCGCCUUCUUUCUGCCCAUCGCUUGCAUUCUGCGCGCCUCUCAUCUUGCGUGCUGACGGGCUUGUGUUUCAGUCCGGAGACCUCAGUGGAGACUUUUUUUUUUGCCGACUGGUGAUAUUGCGGCCUAGCUGAUUGCCUCGGAGUCGAGUGCAUCGCAUUUUACCUCUUAAGUCGCGCGUCUGCUCUUCGACGGCGGUGCCGCAUUUAGGAGGUCUACAGCACGUGGCUGCAUCUGGUUCGCCUCGAACCAGACACCACGAAUGAAGAUGGCUACGUUCACAGCCCUGAACGGGGGCUCGCCAAAAGCCACAGAAGGGAUUAAUGGGACGGCAGACGUGGAGCGGGUAAAUGGCCAGUCCACGAAUGCAGAGCCGCCGAGAUUGGCCAUUGAAGUGCCGGUAACUAGCCAGAGGGAAAGGGAAGGGUGGAGUGCCGCCAGCCAUGAUAGAAACCCCUAUCCUUCAGCAAACUAUCAGGAUGCCGAGCCAUCGUCACACAAGCGCAAGCGUUCCAUCUCUGGUUCUCCAAGUAGGGCCCACCAGCCCUCACCAGCAGAGAGGGCAGAGCCCUACGGGCCACAUCGACCUCACUCGGAAUCACUGGAUCGGGAGCGGGAGAGAGCGCGGGAGAGAGAGCGGGACCGGGAAAGAGAGCGGGACCGGGAAAGAGAGCAGCGGGAGCGGGAGCGGGAGCGGGAUCGAGACCAAGACCGAGACCGUGUCCGUGUCCGUGACCACGACCACGACCAAGACCACGACCAGGACCGUGACCAGGACCGCGAACGAGACCGCGACCGCGACCGCGACCGCCACCGUGACCGCGAUCGCGACCGUUUUGGCACGCCGCAAAAGGAUGCUUACCGGGGCUAUGGCGAUGACGGCCGAGAGGGUCGCGAAGGCAGCGAUCACUGGCACCAGUCUAGGGACCGAGAGGAGCGGAAUUCGAGCUACGAAGGGCCUUACUCGGCGGGACCCGUGUCAGCCCUAUCAGACGACAACAUAGGCGACUCUCUGCGGAGAGCCGCAAGCCAGGGAGACGACUAUGGAGGCCAGAGCCCGGAUGACGACCACAUGUACUCGGGCCAGUAUACCCCCGAGCAGCGGAGAGACGGUGUCAUCCAGUCGGACCCCAAGAAGAGGAAGCGCAACUUCAGCAACCGGACCAAAACCGGCUGCCUGACGUGCAGGAAGCGAAAGAAGAAGUGCGACGAGACAAAGCCUGAAUGUAGCAACUGCAUCCGGGGUGGCUUCGUCUGUGCCGGGUACCCGCCGCAGAGGGGCACUUGGCCCAAGCCCGAAAGCAAGCCCGCCCAGGUCAAUAUUGAGUCGAAGGAUCCAAACUAUGUUCCGCCUGGAGCCUAUGGAAUGCCUCAGCAACCCCCGUAUAACAACCAGCCCAUGAUCAGCCAGAACAAGCGCGACCCCCUGCAAUAUAACCGGGGGCAGCCCUCACUACGAAUUACACCACCGCAGGGCCGUCCUCUGCAGAGCGACGACGACAGGCCAACCGCGUCUACGCUGCCGAGCGCUUCUGUCCUCAGUCCAGACAACAAACUGUCUGCCUUGUCGGGCUACACGACAACUCCAUCGGUCAACAUCUUCCCAACACCAAUCAGCGCCGCUCCUACCACGGCCUUUUCGGACCGGACGCCCAAGGAAUACCAGCGGGUGCCUCCACUGCACGACCUCACGAGGACGGAGCCAGAGCAGCAUUCGUCCAAAUCGCUCAAGAUCCAACCCCCUCAGAGCAGCACGACUACCCUAUCUCCAUUCAGUGCUGUGCACGGCGGCCGGACAUCUACCCCGCCGUCUGCCAUGACGCCCAUGUCUGCUCACCCGUCCAGCGCCGGGGGCGGGCCACAGGCGACAGCCCAGCUGGCACUCUCGCACACCCAGUUCCCGUCGGAUCGGCCAAGGCGCGAGAAGGACGAGAUGCUGAACGGGCGCCCUUAUUACCCCUUCAACAAGGAGCUGGUUCUGGAGCGGGAAAGGUGCAACGCCGCGUGCUGGAGGUUCAACAACUCGACCAACCCCAAUAUUGGAGUUUCGCCUUCGGAGCGUGCGAGGCUAUUCCGCGACAUCCUCCACCCGCGUGAAGGAGUGCAUAUCUCGCCCACCGUCAUGUCCCCCGUGACACACACGGGCCGCGUAGGCGACAACGCCACUGUCGAGGCGCCCUUCACUUGCGAUUAUGGCUACAACAUCCAGAUUGGCAACAAUGUGUCGAUUGGGCGCAACUGCCUAAUCAACGACGUUUGCGAAGUCCGGAUUGGGAACAAUGUUAUUAUCAGUCCUAACGUGUGCAUCUACACGGGAACAUGCAGCACCGACCCUCGCCGCCGGGCUGGGAACACGGGUACGCAAUACGGCAAGGCGGUCAUCAUCGAGGACGACGUCUGGAUUGCUGCCAAUGUCGUGAUUCUCCCUGGGGUGAGGAUCGGUCGGGGCUCGACCGUCGGGGCCGGGUCCGUUGUCACAAAGGUAUGUCUUCCCCAUCUCUUGUUUUGGCUAUCCAAGAUGCUAGAUCUUAAUGCUGACUCGUGCUUUUCUACUUCAGGAUGUCGCCACGUACAGCAUCUACAUGGGCCUCAAGGCGGGCCACCGCCGGGGCAUAUCCUUUAUCUAGGACGAGCACAAAUCAAUCCUGUCUCUAUAUCCGCCUGACUCUUUUCCUUUCUAUUUUGGCUCGAUUUUUUAUGAUACCCAGUAUAAUUGUCCUAUACAAGAGAUGUCGCAUGUGGUUUGGAACUUUUGUUUUCUGUGGCUGUUGCCUUUUUCCCUGGGCAAUCCGAUCGAGAUGGUUACAUGCCGGCUUUCUCCGUCUGAUCUCCUUUUACAAUUCUGUCUUCUCUAUCUAUCACCUAUUACCAGAGCCACAGCUGGGACGGAAACCUGCAUGUACCACAAAAACAUACACCGGAGGAGAGCUCUGGUA
Molecule: messenger RNA, 2937 nt
Organism: Lasiosphaeria miniovina
Lineage: Eukaryota; Fungi; Ascomycota; Sordariomycetes; Sordariales; Lasiosphaeriaceae
Exons: 2
Coding region: 264-2666 (800 amino acids)
Biological process (GO): regulation of DNA-templated transcription
Molecular function (GO): zinc ion binding; acetyltransferase activity; DNA-binding transcription factor activity, RNA polymerase II-specific
Source: RefSeq, a predicted model, not a curated record